Schistosoma turkestanicum is the source of this 3168-nucleotide messenger RNA. The record is from the annotation of a GenBank genome assembly. Lineage: Eukaryota; Metazoa; Platyhelminthes; Trematoda; Strigeidida; Schistosomatidae.
AUGUUUGAUUUAUGUAUCAGGGACAUACACCAUACAAUUGAGUAUUACAUAUUGUAUGAGCAAGGUGAUCACGGCCCAGCUGUCAAGAGAUGCUAUCCCAGUAAUCUUUCUGACGUAUUCAUUGAACGCAUCAUCGAGUUUGCGUUUUGUUGUGAUGAUAGACGUAUUUCAGUGGAGGAAUUCGUGAUUGUAUUCACAGAUGAUAGAGGCACAUUGGAAUUUGUUUUCUGUUACCAACCAAACGAAAGGUUUAUGCUUUGCAUUUCAAGCAAACUUCCAUGGUGUGAAUGUUUUCAUUCUCUGUUAAGUAUUUUAUGGCAUCAUGGUCUUUAUCGUGAUGUACACUGGUCUAUUAUGGAGCCAUUCUUCUCUCAUCUACGUACUAGUAUUCCGCCCCAUUUACCGAUCGAUCGUAUUCAAUGUGCGAAUCCGUUCAACCCGUCUAUGGGUUUUUUACUUCGAAUUCCAACACCUCAAUCUCCACAUUACUUGAACUACAUUAUAGAAUAUUACAAUGCAUUGGAUCUUUCAUUGUGGAUUCAUAUAUUUGUAAGCUUACUUUUGGAGCGAAGUUUACUUUUCUGUUCAAGACGAUUAACAAAGUUAACAGCUUGCGCUUUAACUGCUGUUUCAUUGUUGUAUCCGAUUCAAUGGGCUCACUCAUUUUAUCCACUAAUUCCAGAAAAAGUACUUGGUGUUUUGGAAUGUCCAGUUCCAUUUGUGGCCGGUAUACAUAUUUGCAAUUUAGAGAAGGCGAAACAGCAUUUAAGCGCAGGAACACGUCUGGUCGAUUUGGAUUCAGGUCAAAUUUCUGUGUAUAAACCAUCUUCAGAUGAUUUACAAACUGAAAACUUAUACAUGGGAUUAGGUACACCGAAAGCAAUAUUUAGAUUUUUACAUCAUAAAUUAAAAGAAGUACAACACCAAUUAAAUGUGACAAUGAAUUCUAAACACUUAAAAAAUGGUGAUUGGAAACAAGUUAAUGGUGAAAUAUUUAGAUGUUUCGAGAGAUUAACUCAUCCAUUUUUUGAAUUAAUUGUUAAUCUCUUAGGUUGUUAUACAGAAUGUUUAACUCGACCAGAUUCUGAUACGGAAGUAGAUUUGGAUGCUCUUAUUGCUUGCCAAUCUUGUCCUGGUUUAGAAUCAUUUCUAAAAUCUAUGUUCGAAUCACAGACAAUUCAGUUAUUUCUAGAUCAACGUUCCAGGCGACCACCUGAUCCAAAAACUGAUUUAUUUGAAAAUCGUGCAUCUCAAUUGCGUGGUCAAGCUAAAAGAACAUAUCAUCAUAAAGCCACUGCAUCGCUUGGUCCAAUUUUUACAAGUUCUUUAUCAAAUAUCACAUCGAGUUCUACUAAAUAUGAUACGAAACUGAAACAUAAAAAAUAUAAUUUUGGUAGUCCUGAAUGGUUACAAGCUAAAAAGAUAAAAAAUCCUGGUCGUAUUUGUUACAAAGGAUUGCCAGAAUCAAUAAAACAUGUUAAACACGAAAGUGCAUUUACUUGGAAUGUUUUAUUAUCACGAAAGGCUGAUCAAUCGUUCACUUCGCAUAAAACUAAUAAGUCCGGUUCAAUGGAUAUUUAUCCAAAGCAUGCACCAGUAAUGGCACGUAUGCAAGAUAUGGAUUACUUAUCUUAUCCAAAUCGUCCAAAUUCUUGUUUUGCUAAUUCUACUCCAAAUUUUGCAUCAGGGACUCUUCUCAGCAGGAAACAUUUCUUUAGAGAUGAUCAAGUUAAUCAAUUGGAAAUACAAACUACUGACAGUCGUUCAUCAGAUUCUUCACUUAAAUCAUCCAGUAGUCCAUCGAACCGAUUUAAUUCAUCAGAUAUGGAAGGUAAUCAAUUUGUAAAACGUAAACCACCACCUCGACCUCCUCCACCUCGUCUUCUUCAUAUUAAUGAUCAUACGCCAUUGAAAAAUAUGCAUCAAAUCAAAUCACAAACUCUUAUCAAUGAAACAAAACAAUCAAUAGUAUCAUCAAGAAAUGAUUUCACCAAAUUAAAUUAUAUCAAAAAUGAAAAAGAUACUGUUGCUAUGUCAUCAUCAGUGCAUGAUAAAACAUGUUCAUUGACGCCUACUAGACGUAAAACAUGUCCGUCUACUGCUUCUUCUCUACUACUACAACCACCACCACCAUUACCUCCACGUCCACAAUUUUUAUCGGCAAAAUUGCAAAAACGUAUCACUUCAUCUCUUCGAAAUGUUGACAAAUGUUCAAAUAUAUCAAUGAAUGGUUAUUUACACGAUAAUAAUCGGAAUUUUGAUAAACAAAAAACUGAAGCAUCUCUAUGUCGACCAUUGAAAAUACCUAUAACUACUAAUUCAUCUAAUGAACGUAAUCGUUGUCAAUUUAAUGGUCAUAGUAAUGGUCCAGUUAUACCACUUACUGUUGGUGCUAAUAUUCCUCCACCGUUACCACCUAAGAAAUUGUCAUUGAAAUUUGUUAAAUCACCAUUAUUAUCAAAUCCAUUUGCUUUAAAAUCUGCUUUAUCUGAAUCUAAUCCUAAUUUAUUGGUAACAAAAUAUACAACAAAAGAUAGUAAACAACUAUCUCUAUGUGAACGUCGAGCAAAACGAUUUCAAAGUCUAAAUGAUAAAAACUUACAAAUAAAUUCAAUAAAAAUGACUCUUCCAUCAAAACUUAAUCAAAAUAAUAAUAGUGUACAGUCUGAUAAGAUAAACUCCCCCAAACAGCAAACAUCACAUGAAUCAUUAUCAAGAACUAUAGAUGGCCUUUCACUAGAAUGUCAAAAAUCAAAUUGUUCUACAUUAUCACAAUCAAUGUCAGAUAUUCAUAGUCGAUCAGGAUCGUAUUAUUCCAUCAUGGAAACAAAAACAAACCCAUUAAAUGUAUCAACAAAAAAUUUUAUUCCGGAAUUCUUAUUAUUAUCUCCUAAAGAGUUAUCUCCAAUUAAUCAAGACACUAAUGGUAACAGUAUAAACAGUAGUAGACAUAGACUACUUGUUCGACUAAAAUAUGGAACAAUUUCCCCACAAAGAAGAAGUAAAUCAACUACUACUGUACCGAACUUAACAUUACAUCGUGCUCAUACUGUACCUUAUUAUCAACUUCAACAUAAUAAUUUAUUCAGAACAAAGUCAAUGAAUGCUCCAACUGCUAAUGCUGCACCAAUAGGUUUCAUGGAAUCACAUUCAAUGGAACAAUGUUAA